Brachypodium distachyon (stiff brome) is the source of this 1927-nucleotide messenger RNA. RefSeq names its product probable sugar phosphate/phosphate translocator At3g17430. Lineage: Eukaryota; Viridiplantae; Streptophyta; Magnoliopsida; Poales; Poaceae. The coding region runs from base 379 to 1518 and encodes 379 amino acids. Gene Ontology annotation, molecular function: antiporter activity. Gene Ontology annotation, cellular component: endosome; Golgi apparatus; trans-Golgi network. The record is from RefSeq and is a predicted model, not a curated record. The transcript has 9 exons.
GUCCCUAUCGCUGUGAUAUCGAGUCUCCAAACCAGAGGAACAACACACGCGUGCCAGAUCGCGCGCCCCUGCCGCCGCAUCGACCUCCUCGCCGGCGCACCGGCAGCGCCGCGGCUACGCACUAGCUCCGCGAGUGACCGACACCCGCGGCUCAUUUAUUUUCCUUGACUCCCCUCCCUUCCUUUGCCCCAUCUCGCUGCCGAGCGACCCAGCCCCCUCGCUCCGUGGAUCGUCUUCCUCCUCGCGCGAGCGCCGCCGCCCAUCCCGCUGCCGAGCGCCCCAGCCCCCUAGCUCGUCUUCCUCCUCGCGCGAGCGGCCGCCCUACCUUGCCCUACUGGGUCCUCCGCCCGUGUCCACAAGGGGGGGCGCGAUACGGCGAUGAUGAUCAGUAGGCAGCUCCUGCUAACCUACCUUUACCUGCUAAUCUACAUCUGCCUCUCGUCGGGAGUCAUCCUGUUCAACAAAUGGGUACUAUCUCCAAAAUACUUCAAAUUUCCCUUUCCUAUUACCCUCACAAUGAUUCACAUGGCAUUUUCUGGAGUCGUGACAUUCUUCCUAGUCCGUGUUUUUAAGGUUGUUGCACCUGUCAAGAUGACUUUUCAAAUAUAUGCCACAUCCGUAAUUCCAAUUAGUGCCUUCUUCGCGUCUAGUCUUUGGUUUGGCAAUACAGCAUACUUGUAUAUUUCAGUUGCCUUCAUCCAAAUGCUCAAGGCUUUGAUGCCCGUGGCAACAUUUAUAAUGGCUGUUCUAUGUGGUACUGACAAAUUAAGACAGGACCUUUUCUUGAACAUGUUGCUGGUCAGUGUUGGUGUUGUAGUUUCAUCCUAUGGGGAGAUUCAUUUUAAUGUAAUAGGAACAUUAUACCAAGUAACUGGCAUUGUCGCAGAAGCGCUCAGACUGGUGCUGACACAGGUCCUCCUCCAAAAAAAGGGGUUAACUCUGAACCCUAUUACAAGCCUGUAUUACAUAGCGCCUUGCAGUUUCAUCUUCCUAUUUGUUCCGUGGUAUUUACUGGAAAAACCAGAAAUGGACGUCUCUCCAAUUCAAUUCAACUAUUGGAUAUUUUUCUUGAAUGCACUUUCUGCAUUUGCAUUGAACAUAUCCAUAUUCCUGGUUAUUGGAAGAACAGGAGCAGUCACUAUCCGAGUUGCAGGAGUUCUGAAGGACUGGAUACUUAUUGCCCUCUCGACCAUUAUCUUUCCUGAAUCUACUAUUACAAGCCUCAACAUAAUUGGAUAUGCAGUUGCACUCUCUGGCGUUGUUAUGUACAAUUACUUGAAGAUGAAAGAUGUGAGAGCAAGUCAACUUCCAGCAGAUAUGACUCCUGAUAGAACUACAAAGGAUAAGAAGAUUACAAACAUAUACAAACCUGACAGUUCCAUGGACAGUAAUGAUGAAACUGUUGUUGGAGGUCUGGCAUCAGAAGCAGCAGCAGUUGAUGAGGAAGCCCCUUUGAUUCCGUCAUCACGCAUCUCCUAUGUUACCCGGACGCAAACAGGCAGUUUCAAUAGCAGAUGACCAUUUUUCAAGUUUUGAGUUGGUUGAAGUAACAAAUUUCUUCCCAGAUUGACCAUCCAAUAUUUUCCUCCUCGUGAAUCUGAAAGUGGUGCAUAAGCUGAUGAACUAUGCAAAGGUCUUGUCUGGAAGCUUUGUCCAUUAGUCUUGUAUGUGCCUUCAAUAUAAAUUUUCCUAUUUGGCACGGAAAGGUUUUUUCAGGAGACACCUGGAGGUUAAUUAGAGAAAGUAGCAGUGGUAGAUGAUUACGUUUUAUCUGUGUAUUUGGGGAACUCGGUUGUCUAUAUCAGAUACAUGCUCUUUCUUAACCCAGCAUGCGGCAAUGCUAUCGGAUCAUAGAUGAUGUAAGGCUUCAUUACAGGUGCUCGUUCGAACAGCAGUUUUGAUUCACUUCCCCUGAUCGAUGUGUUUA